Exophiala aquamarina CBS 119918 is the source of this 2388-nucleotide messenger RNA. RefSeq lists its product as uncharacterized. The record is from RefSeq and is a predicted model, not a curated record. Gene Ontology annotation, molecular function: glycosyltransferase activity. Gene Ontology annotation, cellular component: cytoplasm. The coding region runs from base 1 to 2388 and encodes 795 amino acids. Lineage: Eukaryota; Fungi; Ascomycota; Eurotiomycetes; Chaetothyriales; Herpotrichiellaceae. The transcript is spliced from 5 exons.
AUGGCACCCAUCGGAGCAGCUGUCUUCGCGACGAAUUUCCAUGGUCAACUGACUGUGUGGCAGCUGCUCAUGAACGAUGCCUACCUCCCAGGUGCCAUGGUACUCGGCCACUCCCUCAAAGACCGAGGUGCCAAAGCUCCCCUGGUCGCCUUUAUUGUCGUCGACAAAUUGUCCACCAACACAAUAACAGAGUUAAGAACCGUCUAUGACGAUGUGAUCCCUGUCCAGCAGAUCACCAAUUCUCAGCCUGCAAAUCUCUAUCUCAUGGGUCGGCCAGAACUCAUCUCCACGUUCACAAAGAUCCAGCUAUGGAGGCAGACACAGUUCAAGAGAAUAGUAUACUUGGAUGCAGACAUGGUCGCUCUAAGAGCUCCCAACGAACUCCUCACUCUCGAUACAGAUUUCGCCGCUGUGCCUGACAUUGGCUGGCCCGAUUGUUUCAACAGUGGUUUGCUGGUUCUCAACCCCAACAUGGGAGACUAUUAUUCCCUUUAUGCCCUAGCACAGAGGGGGAUCAGCUUCGAUGGAGCUGACCAAGGUCUAUUGAAUAUGCACUUUCGAGAAUGGGAAAGGCUGAGCUUCGUCUACAACUGUACCCCGAGCGGAAACUAUCAAUAUGUCCCUGCCUACCGACAUUUCCAAAGCAGUAUCUCAGUCGUCCAUUUCAUUGGGAAGGACAAGCCCUGGACCCUCGGUCGUGAGAACAAGUACAACUCAGGUGUUUAUGGUGAGCUGCUGGGCAGGUGGUGGUCCGUAUAUGACAAGCAUUAUCGGCCAAAGGUACAACCCACCGUCUCCCAGCAUGCUGAUGCUCCUAACAUUAAACAGGAGGUGGCCCACUAUAGUCCUGAGUCACAUCAGUCUCACACAAAAGUUCAGGAUUAUGUAAGAGGCGAAGAGCCCUUGUAUAUUGCUAGUCAUCCAUCCCAACCCGCUCCAUCCUCUCAACCGCUUCCCUCUCCGCCCCAACAAGGACAAAUUCCCCUACCACCUCAGAUUACAGUCACAGAUCCUACUCAGGGUCAUCUCCAAGCAGCUCAAACAGUAGAGUUGCCCCUAGGGGAUGCUCCUACUCCUGUGGCUCCACAAGACUUCACGCCACUUCCAACAGUUGAACAGAGGCGGUUUAGUGCGCCGCAUGUCGACUGGGAACCAGCGAGAGCCCCUCCACCGACUGAUUCCAAACCGGAAGCUGCGAACUUCCCUACGACCAUCUACGAUUUCAAUCAAGAUACUACUCUCUUCCAACCUCCCUCGAGCUAUCCAGAAGCUCCCAAAGAUAUGUGGUAUCAAGUACCGCAAAAACAGCCAGAGCCACAAAAGUUGAAACAAAUCUUCCCAUGGGAGUCAAGAGCCCCCAAACCGACCCGCGUUUUCCUCGAACCGAAAGCCCCGAGUCCUCCUCCCCCUCCCGCCGAACCCGAACCUCAAGCCACGACACUUGCUCAACAAGAAGAAGUGACUACACCAUCGACGACGACCGAUAGCACUGAAGAUAGCACCCCAACCCCCAGCGCACCACCAGUUGAUCCUUGGGCAGCCUUUGAGUCAAGGACCAAUGCAUGGGAUGAUAUGCCAGAAAUUGAAAGAUACGUGCAAGCAUUUAGUCAAGCUCGUAAAGGGAAGUUACAAGUACUGCACCACACCCCUAAUCAGCGUUCUCCUCGCGAUUCAAAUGUUACCUCACCCCCAACAGAAACCGACCAACGACGACCGAGCAUGAAGUUGACCGAUUUCCCGACCGAGAUCGAACGACCGAGUUUACCCGUAACCCCGGCUCCAAUCCGACGACCAAGCUUUUGGGGAGAAGAGAGAGAUCAGGCAGGAAACUUACCAGCAGCUAAGGGUGUACCAACACAAGAAGACUGGGUGCGUCGCUUCUCCUCCUAUCCCAAACCUGCGUUUCCUGAUUUACCACCCCCGUUGCAUAAUCUUUUGCAUGGUGUUUUCUAUUGGAGAUGCCAAUAUUGUGGUAAACAGAACCCGGUUUCCAAACUUGAAGAAUUACAAAGACGCCAGAGCGAGGUGUUGGUGUCACCCACAGAAGCGCGAAAAUUGGAUCAAGACCUUCAAGAAUUACCCAGAAGAAAAAUGCCUGAGAGUAAGAGUAAAGAGGCGGUUGUUGAAGCAGCGAUUCAAGCAAUUUCGCCGGCAAAAGCUGCAAAGGCACCCAAACCCAUAUUGAAAGAACCUAAAUUCGAGCUGGGGCAAGAGGAGGGAGAGCCAGACUGGCCAGUGGUGUCAAAAGACGAUGAAGGAGACCAGGAAGCGGACCCCCUCUCCAAAAAAGUACCAAUGUUUAAUCCUCUUACCGUUGAAGGGGAGGCAGCCUCUGAGAGCAAGCAAAGUGCACAAACCCCGCCUGAGGCAGUGACUGUUAGCUCAUAA